Cynara cardunculus var. scolymus (artichoke) is the source of this 623-nucleotide messenger RNA. RefSeq names its product protein RSI-1-like. The transcript has 3 exons. Bases 112 to 399 code for a protein of 95 amino acids. The record is from RefSeq and is a predicted model, not a curated record. Lineage: Eukaryota; Viridiplantae; Streptophyta; Magnoliopsida; Asterales; Asteraceae.
UAUGUAUGUAUGUAUAAUUAAAACACAUGCGCAUGUAUGAUGCUGAGCUCCAUCCCAACUGCCUAUAAAUAACCAUCUUCUGUUCACCUAUUUCUUCACAUCAUCAUUCCAAUGGCAGGAGGACGACGAGGAGCUCUGAUUUUGGUCCUCUCGCUCAUUCUCUUGAUCGCAUUCGCCGAUCUGGUUCAGGGGUACAGAAAGCUUCGUCCAAGAGAAUGCAAAGGAAGAUGUAAAAUUCGAUGCUCGGCGACAUCGCACAAGAAGCCGUGCAUGUUCUUCUGCCAAAAGUGUUGCGCCAAAUGCUUGUGCGUACCACCGGGUGUUUAUGGUAACAAACAGAAAUGCGGUCGUUGCUACAAUAACUGGAAGACCAAGGAAGGCAAACCCAAGUGCCCUUAAUUCAUGUCUUAACUGUAUUUCUCUGUUUUUAAUUUCCAUUGGAAUAAAUAAAUUGUCAAGUAUAGGUAGGGAUGACCAAAGGGCAUUUUAGUCAAACUGUGUGUUAUCCACCUAGCUAUAUAGGAUAUAUAUCAAUUUUAGCAAGUUUGUAUGAAUGGGAAGUCUGUAACAGAAAAUCUCUCAUAUGUAUUACCAGUUAAUCAAUUAUAAGUUAUUAACAUAUA